Daldinia childiae is the source of this 294-nucleotide messenger RNA. Its product is annotated as Protein transport protein sft1. Bases 1 to 294 code for a protein of 97 amino acids. Gene Ontology annotation, biological process: intra-Golgi vesicle-mediated transport. The transcript is spliced from 2 exons. NCBI's taxonomy places the organism in Eukaryota, Fungi, Ascomycota, Sordariomycetes, Xylariales, Hypoxylaceae. The record is from RefSeq and is a predicted model, not a curated record.
AUGUCGGAGGCGUACGAGCGUGAGCGCCAGAACAAUGCGCGCCUGGAGGAGCUGUCCGCAAAGGUGUCGUCGCUGCGUGGCGUAACGGUGGAUAUUUACGAUAACGCGAGAGCGCAGGACGUGAUCGACAAUACUUCUGAUACAUUUUCCUCCAUGUCGUCGCAGCUGAAAGGAUCCGCCGGUCGAUUAGGUCGUAUGGCAGCAUCGGGGAACAAGGUCGCUAUUCUGAAACUCUCGGGCAUCCUCAUCGGCGCCUUUCUCAUACUAUACUAUAUCCUUAAGUGGAUUUUUUAA